Messenger RNA from Volvox carteri f. nagariensis, 762 nucleotides. RefSeq lists its product as uncharacterized. The record is from RefSeq and is a predicted model, not a curated record. The transcript has 4 exons. NCBI's taxonomy places the organism in Eukaryota, Viridiplantae, Chlorophyta, Chlorophyceae, Chlamydomonadales, Volvocaceae. The coding region runs from base 1 to 462 and encodes 153 amino acids.
AUGGCCACAUGGCGGACCCUAAUGGCGUACGACUGGCCGUCAAACCUGGCGACAGACAACUUGGCAGGCCCAGCACGGCCAUGGCACAAUGGACUGAGCCAACAGAAGAGCAGCCGCCAGGACGGGGAUGAGGGAGAUGACGGGGACUUGGGCGGGGAGGACGAGGGCGAGUGCGGGGAGGACGAGGGCGAGUGCAGGGAGGACGAGUGCAGGGAGGACGAGUGCGGGGAGGACGAGUGCGGGGAGGACGAGUGCGGGGAGGACGAGGGCGAGUGCGGGGAGGACGAGUGCGGGGAGGACGAGUGCGGGGAGGACGAGGGCGAGUGCGGGGAGGACGAGUGCGGGGAGGACGAGUGCGGGGAGGACGAGGGCGGGGAUUACGUGGGUCUGGUCUGGGUUGACACUACUGCGAUUCGCGGUUUAAGGUCCUGGGUUCGAUUCCUGGGGAGACCCCCGAAUUAGUCGGGAGCGCGAGAUUAUGGCUAGCUGCUGAGUUGUGGAGUUGAGGUCGCAGUUGAUGGACCAGAUUCGCACGCUAGAUUGGUGGCGAUUGCCGAACCCUCCGUCUCUUCGGUUGUUCGGGUGAAUGGAUGAGGAGGGGUCCUAGACGGCUGGACCCGCCGCCUUGGACUUACAGUUCGUAUGGCGAAGUAUAGUGUGGUAGUGGUGGACGGUGCUAUAAGAUGAUAAAUCAUAGAACUGACAAUGUGAUAAAGCGGCCCAGAAGCCUCCCACUCUGUAACAUUACAAAAUUACAUCCUG